UCCUUCCUCAGUGCUGGUCCUGCAUAUAUGCUGAGGAACGUCAUCACCACUAACAUUGUCCUCCAGAAACCUCGCCGUCUGAAUCCACCGGGUAGCUUCUCUUCGCCGGAUCUCUGUAAAGCUCCCUUCUUCCAUCUACUCACCCAGCCUCCAAUCCUUCUUCUCCAGAUGCUGUUGGAUUUGGAUUCAUCAUCCUUGGAAUAUGCAUCAUUUCCUUUGUUUUUUUGGGUAGACUAUCUAUAUUAUCUUUUGGUAUACGCUUAA
This is a messenger RNA of Darwinula stevensoni, 264 nucleotides long. The record is from the annotation of a GenBank genome assembly. NCBI's taxonomy places the organism in Eukaryota, Metazoa, Arthropoda, Ostracoda, Podocopida, Darwinulidae.